Molecule: messenger RNA, 2124 nt
Organism: Triticum aestivum (bread wheat)
Lineage: Eukaryota; Viridiplantae; Streptophyta; Magnoliopsida; Poales; Poaceae
Exons: 6
Coding region: 1-2124 (707 amino acids)
Molecular function (GO): helicase activity
Source: RefSeq, a predicted model, not a curated record
AUGCCGCUUCGGCCGUCCGACCUUGCCAGCGGCAACGACGGCGCCUCCUACUGCCUUGCCCAGGUCCUCGACGUCCACAAGGACAGCAGCAGCUUUGUGGUCAGAGCUUCCCAGAGAGUAGACGAUUACGUCAACAGCUACGCGUUCGUUGCUAGCCUGCUCAGCUUCAUACCCUACCAACGCAUCUGGCGGUGCCUACGCUACCGAGCUAACGAUUUUUUUUCUGUCAAGAGAGACGACUCAGUUCUCAAGGCUAUCGCCGGGGAAGCAGAGGAAGACUCCAUCCAGCAGCUGAGCACUUCCCUGACCGGCGGCACCGACGUGCCGCUAUCCGUAUCGGGCAGGCUGUCUGCGUUCAGGCUCAACGAGUCCCAGACUGGCGCCAUACUGAGCUGUGUGUCUGCGGUGCAGCGUGGCGGUGGCGGUGGUGGUGCGAGCACCAAGGUUAGCCUCAUCUGGGGGCCGCCUGGCACGGGCAAAACCAAGACCAUCACCGUGCUGCUGCUGUCGGCGAUGAAGAUGAAAUGGCGGGUCUUGACGUGCGCGCCGACCAACACCGCCGUCUGCCAGCUGGCGUCGCGCCUCCUGGCGCUGAGAAGGAAGCACCCCGAUCCCGAUGCCUGCGCUGGAAUGGGCCACGGCGAUCUGCUGCUGUUUGGCAACAGGCAACGUAUGCACAUCGCCGACGAUCUCGACCACAUCUUCCUGGACACUUGUGUGAAGCUGCUAUCAGAGUGCUUCUCGCCGGGGACAGGUUGGAGGCGGUGUCAUUUUUCACUGGAAGCGUUUCUGCGCGGCCAAAUAGCCAUGAUCAAGCCGGAGGAUGGCACAGAACCAGUAGUACUCAAGUACUACUCCUUCCCCACGUCACAGUUCCACCGGAUCUUCGAUGAGCUUAGCAAGUGUUUGAAGACAAUCAUGUCUCAUGUGUCAACUCUGGAGAAGAACUACAGCAACAUUGCUUUGCUCAGCAAGAUGCUCCGCGACUUCAGCAAGCUGCCGGGCGUUCAGAAACAAGUCCCCACGUCAUCGAGACAGCUGAAACGGCAAUGCCAUGGUUUAAGAAUGGGUUGCCACUCGGAACAAACAGUUGGUGCCAUGAGGGAGAAAAUGCCAGCAAUUUUAGACGUCACGAGAGAUCUGUUACGGGACCGGAACCUUCCUGUGACGAAAGAAUUUUCCGAGAUCAAGAAGUUUUGCAUCCAAAGCGCCUCGGUCAUUUUAUGCACUGUGUCUGGCUCGUCUAAGCUGGAGGGGGAGAAGAUGGAUCUGCUUCUGAUCGAUGAGGCUGCACAGCUCAAGGAAUGUGAAUCCCUCAUCCCGUUGCAAGUCUUCGGACUCAAGCAUGCAGUUCUUAUCGGUGACGAGCGCCAACUGCCGGCCAUGGUCCAAAGCAAGAUUUCAGAUAAGGCGUUGCUGGGCAGGAGCCUGUUUGAAAGACUGGGUUUACUCGGACACAAGAAGCACCUCCUCAACAUGCAGUACAGGAUGCACCCUUCCAUAAGCAUCUUCCCCAACUUGAGCUUCUACGACAGGCAAAUCUUGAAUGGCCCCAAUGUGUUGGAGACGAAGCACCAACGUAGUUACCUUCCUGGUGCAAUGUUCGGGCCAUACUCGUUCAUCAACAUCGACGGUGUGGAAGACCGCGGCCGCAGCAAGACAAACAUGUCUGAGGUGACCGCCAUCCUGCAAAUACUGCAGAGUCUCAAGAAAGCUUGUAACAGAGCUGGGAAGUUGGUUAGCGUGGGCGUCAUAUGCCCAUACACUGCUCAGGUGGAGGCGAUUAAGGGGGGGAUAGGGGAUGUGAAGGAGAUGCGCCCACUGGUUCUUCGCGUCAACACCGUGGAUGGGUUCCAGGGCAGCGAAGAAGACGUUAUCAUCCUCUCCACCGUCAGGCACUGCCUUUGGAUCGUAGGCAACGCGGCGACACUAAGCAGCAGCGGCUCCAUCUGGGGGGAGCUAGUACAGGAUGCUGUGGAACGUCGUUGCAUCUUCGACUGGGACAAUGGCGAGGUCCUGUCUCCCGCAGUUUCUCGCCGCGCUCGUUUGAUCGGGCCUGAUUUCGUCAGAAACAUACUCCGCGAGAUACCAACAUAUGCACGCGUGAAGAUCGGUAAGAACUGA